GCGCUGCUAAAUCAAGUGUCUGCAUGCCAAAAAAAUAACAACAACGAUGGUUCCUUCAUCAAAACUGCUUGCAAUCUGAAUGAUAACAACGAGUCAAUGAAUGGAGCCAGUUACGAUGGCACCUUACAGUAUUCGAACACACUCCUCAAUGAUACUCUGAUGAAUCCGGUCAUCGCUCAAGCCACAUCAGCCAAACAGAAGUUCCCGAACGGACGUAAGCUGACACGAUUAACUGACCGCACUGAUGUUCCAUCAACCGAUAGUGGUUGA
Anisakis simplex (herring worm) is the source of this 270-nucleotide messenger RNA. The record is from the annotation of a GenBank genome assembly. NCBI's taxonomy places the organism in Eukaryota, Metazoa, Nematoda, Chromadorea, Rhabditida, Anisakidae.